Molecule: messenger RNA, 1078 nt
Organism: Theileria parva strain Muguga
Lineage: Eukaryota; Apicomplexa; Aconoidasida; Piroplasmida; Theileriidae
Gene: rplX
Product: ribosomal protein L24
Exons: 5
Coding region: 156-794 (212 amino acids)
Biological process (GO): translation
Cellular component (GO): mitochondrion; ribosome
Molecular function (GO): structural constituent of ribosome; RNA binding
Source: RefSeq, a predicted model, not a curated record
AUAAAUAAAUAAUUGUGAAUAUAUAUGUAUAAGAGGUAAUAAAUUAAAUAAAAAUAAAGUAAAUUAAUUGCAAGUUGGGUGAUGAAUAUAAAGAUUACAUACACAUUUUGGUAGAAAUUAUUUAAAUAACAUUAAAAUUUUGCCAUGAUAUAAGAAUGUCUAAAUAUUUUAAGGCUGCUCAGCAGUCAUUUCAGAUGGUAAAGAAUCGCAAGGUUCCACAUAGGAACUACUUUUUACAUUUUUCAAAGUAUAACUCGAUCCCUAAACCAUUGGUUGAGAAAAGACAGCCAAGAAGGGUUGAUUUGGCAAAGUGUUUGAAUAUGCAAGUGGGAGAUUUGGUUCAGGUAUUACAUGGACAGGAUAAGGAUCGUCAAGGUGUAAUACUGAAGAUUUUCCAUAAGAAGAACCAAGUUAUUGUUGAAAACUGCAAUAUGCGAGAAACCUUUUGGAAUCCAGUAUUUGAUGGCAAAAAGCCGUCACUCAUUACACAAGAAAUGCCAAUACAUGUUACCAACAUUUCACUGGUGGACCCAGUCAUGAAGAAGCCUACAAUUGUUAAAAGGAGAUAUAUGAUGAACGGAGAAUGUGUAAGAAUUUGUAAACUCUCAGGUUCUUCUCUCCCAGAACCUGUUAAAGUUACAUGGAAUCAGUAUAGAAGACCGCCAAAACGACAAACUCCGAUUAAGGAUAUUUACGCCCACAAAGAUUAUGAAAAUUUUAACCUUUUGACUAAAUUUGCAAAUUUUAUAAGGGAGAAGAAGGUGGCAGGGCUGCUGAGUGAUAAGAAGCUUUGAAUUACAACGUAUCGUAAUAUUUAUGAUUGGAGAAGGCCAACAUGAUGUUGUGUAUAUUGGAUUUUAAACUGAGAUGUGACCAUGGAAAAUUGGUUUAUAGAGUGUAUAAUAAAAUAUUAUUUGACUAAAAUUGAAGUAAUUGUAUCGUAACUUGUGAUGUGUUAACCACAAUUCCUGUGCAAUUCUUAAGGAACUAUAGCAUAAAUUUAAUAUUUUAUCAAUUUCUGAUUUGUAUUACAUCUUUAUAAUUUAUAUCUUGAUCCUCAUGGAGUUAAACCCUUAAC